This is a messenger RNA of Prunus armeniaca (apricot), 804 nucleotides long. The record is from the annotation of a GenBank genome assembly. Lineage: Eukaryota; Viridiplantae; Streptophyta; Magnoliopsida; Rosales; Rosaceae.
AUGCGUUGUAUCUAUUCCGCACCUGCGUUGCCUGAUUCCUGGAAACACACUAGUAUUUUCCAUACCUACGUUCCAUGCAAUAACCAAACAUGUAAACUGGUUAUUGAUGGUGGUAGUACCAUGAACGUCAUCUCCAAGUCUGCUGUUACUCGUCUUAAUCUCAAGCCCGAACCACACCCUCACCCUUUUCACGUAGCUUGGGUUGAUAAAACUAAACUACCGGUCACUGAGCGGUGUCUUGUUUCCCUUAAGCUAGGGACCUGCGAUGAAGACAUUUAUUUGGAUCUACUACCUAUGAAUGUUGCACAUGCAAAAAUAUUACGUUGCGACCAGCCAAUCCUGCGAUUAAACCUACCAAGACUAAUGUUGCCACCUCCUCCCCAUCGCAGACAGGCAAAAGCGUCAGGUCAUCGGUUGGCUCUAUUAUCUUAUGGCGAAUUUGAGAAAGAAAGUCUGGAGACAGGAGUUGUAUUUGCUCUCGUGAUCAAAGAGAUAUCUGCAGCCCCUUCCUAUACGAAAUUUGAACCUCUACAUCAACUCCUCAAUGAAUUCUCCGAUGUCAUGCCUGAUGACCUCCCAGAAGAACUACCGCCCAUGAGAGACAUUCAACAUGCCAUCGACCUUGUACCUGGAUCACAACUUCCGAAUCUUCCUCAUUACUGCAUGAACUCAUCUGAACGUGCUGAACUAAACACGCAAAUUAGAGGUCUGUUGGAUAAAAGAUUAAUUCGCCAUAGCUUGAGCCCAUGUGCUGUCACUACAAGAAAACAUGGACCUGGCAACGAAAUAUUAGACAACGACUAA